AUGGUGCAGUGGUUUCAUACAAAUAAACCCGAGCGGUUUACAGAGUACGUGGUGGAUGGCGCAGCCGAAUAUGGCCAUUUGGAACUUGUCAAGUGGCUACAUUCGAAUCGACAAGAAGGCUGCACAUCUGACGCUAUGGACCGAGCCGCUGCAAACGGGCACCUGGAGGUUGUUCAGUGGCUGCAUAUCAACAGGACAGAGGGGUGCAAAGCGUCCGCAAUGGAUUCAGCAGCGUCUUCCGGUCAUUUUCAUGUGCUGGAAUGGCUCUAUGCCAACCGCUCUGAGGGGUUUACACCAUGCGCGGUUAACUCAGCCGUGAGGAAAAAUCAAUUGGACAUUUUGAAGUGGCUGCACGCGCAUAGUGGUGAAAAUUAUCCAAGGGGAAAUAUUGACAUCCCAGCGGCUGAUGGCAAUCUCGAAAUGGUUUCCUGGCUUCACUUCACUGGCAACGGUGUUUGCUCUUAG
This is a messenger RNA of Phytophthora sojae, 465 nucleotides long. RefSeq lists its product as hypothetical. The record is from RefSeq and is a predicted model, not a curated record. Gene Ontology annotation, molecular function: protein binding. Bases 1 to 465 code for a protein of 154 amino acids. Lineage: Eukaryota; Oomycota; Peronosporomycetes; Peronosporales; Peronosporaceae. The transcript has a single exon.